ACAGAUGAACUUUCACGAUGCAUGUAAUACUAGUACUUUAUGAUUAUUGCAGGUAUCAUCUUUGAGCAGUUGGUGGCCCACUGGAUCCUGAUUGAUCCAAACACCGGACAGUUCCACAUUCUGGAAAACUGGCAGCACACCACCAUGCACGGCUUCUUCCUCCUGAACGGAUUUUGUGAUGUCCUGAUCGCUCUAAGGGCGCCUGUACCGAGUGGAAUAGACCACGCGACUUUGUCACUAGCCUGCGCAGUGGAAGGGUUGUUGUUCUUCUAUCACCUGCAUGGCCGUACUGACUUGGACGUACACGUACAUCAACUGUUGAUCCUGGUUAUCGUCCCAUGCGUGGUCGUGACCGGGCUGGAGACCUGGAACCCUCGGACCGUGUAUCUACCCGCGCUCAGAGCUGCAGGAGCUAUGCUGCAGGGGACCUGGCUGUGGCAGGCUGGAUUUAUCCUGUUUCCUCCCUUUCCUGGCCAUGAGUGGGACCUGGAGAGCCAUGAAAACAUGAUGUUUGUCUCCAUGGCUUUCUGUUGGCACAUACUGGGCAUCCUGCUCUUCAUGUGUGUUGUCUACACAGUGGUUUAUCACAUCUACCAAGCCAAGGAGAAGCAGAGAGGUACCGAGCUGGAGCUGGGACCGCUGUCUUCUCACAUGUUACAGACACACUCCGACUCAGAACUGGACUGAUGAAAGUCUUUUCAAUCCGUCAACAUCAGAUAGCCUUGGUGCCAUCCGAGGAGGCUCCUUUACCCCGAUUUUUUCGGGAGUAGCGAGUGCAAAUGAGCUCUGUUUAAAGGAUGAGAAAGCGUAAAGGAUGAAAAAUAAAAUUCUCAGACUG
This is a messenger RNA of Branchiostoma belcheri (Belcher's lancelet), 838 nucleotides long. Its product is annotated as transmembrane protein 45B-like. The coding region runs from base 40 to 687 and encodes 215 amino acids. The transcript is spliced from 2 exons. The record is from RefSeq and is a predicted model, not a curated record. Lineage: Eukaryota; Metazoa; Chordata; Leptocardii; Amphioxiformes; Branchiostomatidae.